AUGUCAAAGUAUGGUGCAACAGAUCACAGUGCAGCAGAAACAACAGGUGUCGCCGUUGCAGCAUCAGCAAUUUCUGUUGCAGGCGCAACCACAGCAGGUUAUGUCGCUGCAGCAUCAGCAAGUUCUGCUACAGGCGCAACCACAGCAGUUCCUACCAUCGCAACAUCAACAAGUGCAUAUCCAAAAGUUGCAACAGCAGGUUAUGAUGCUGCAACAUCAGCAAGUUCCUAUGCAGGCGUUGCAACAGCAGGUCAUGUCACAGCAACAGAAUUUGCAGGCAUUGCAACAGAUGAUGCAGGCGUUGUAACAGUUACGGUUACAACAGUUGCAGCUACAACAAUUAGCACUGCAUGUACAGAAUCUGCAGGUGGAACAACAAAGUCAGCAGAUGCAGUUGCAGCUACAACAAUUAGCACUGCAUGUACAGAAUCUGCAGGUGGAACAACAAGGCAGCAGAUGCAGGAAACAAGUGAAAGUUCAGUUGCAACAGCAGAUCAGUCGCAAGAAAGUGUUGCGACAGAUUUAUCGUCGACACCCGGGGGGCUACCUAGUGAUUUUGAUGCUGAAUGUGGCAAGCUUAGGGAAGGCCUGCAGAAAGAGAAAUCUUGUGAGUCUUCUAGCAGCGAUAGUGAUAUCGAAGAGAUUAUUUGUGACAGCUGCGAUAAUUUUUUACCUGUAACUGAUAAUUUUGUUUGUCCAAGUGUCGAUGAAAUUAUGGGCGAUCAGGAGCAAAACCAAGUGGCAAUACCUGAUUCCAAUUUGUCUGUGACAGCUGAACCGGCACAAUGCUUAGUUGCUGAUGUUCUAAAAGAAGCAGCAGUUGACCAACCAGUUGUAGGUUCUAAUGAUGGCUUCCAAGAUCGGCGAUGCAAUAGUAGUGCCGAAUGGUCAAUAAUGCAACAGAUUCUUUGCCGGAUAAGCAGAAGUCUAAUCAUGCCUGGCUUUAUGACAAGAGACGUUCUGCCAAUAGAAGAAGCAAGCGGAAUAAAGGGACGUCAAUACCGCAUGGUUUUCACUUUAGAAAAGAAACAUUCCGCAAGAGGUCAGUCAAAGAUGCUUACACCUUCCGCUAUGCGGCCUAGCAUAAUCAAGGCCUUUGAGGCCAAGGUUGUCGAUUCUAAGUCUAGCAAUGCGUCGGCUAAGAUCAAUAAUAAUGUAAUUAUUCAGGGUGCAGCCGACCAAGAGGAAGAAACUGCUGUUGCAAGGUCAAAGGGUGAUGUUAAGGCCGGCGACGAUCAAGUAGGUUCUGUUGCAGAUUCUAGUAAGUUGUCAAUGAUUAAUGAAGAAGUUGAAAGUAUCAGUGCAACAUCAAGUUCUCAGGUUCAGAAUGAAAGUGGGUGCCAAAAUAGUAGUACUCCUGCACAUAAUGGUCAGUUCCAACAAGAUCAUAAGGGUCGUCGCGAUAAUUUUGCCAACUAUACAUGGCGUCAAUGCAGUUCAAGAAGUUUUGGCACAACAAGUGAUUUUCAAAGGAUAUGUCCCACAUAUCGGCGAAGUAAGCAUGCACCUCAUUUUAAUCAUUAUGUUCCUCAUUUUGCAUGGGUACCGUGUUACUUUAUUGUUCCCGAAGGUUGGCAUUAUGUCGAUGUUAGUGCCAUGCCAAAUGCAUAUUUCUGGUGA
Molecule: messenger RNA, 1620 nt
Organism: Oldenlandia corymbosa var. corymbosa
Lineage: Eukaryota; Viridiplantae; Streptophyta; Magnoliopsida; Gentianales; Rubiaceae
Source: the annotation of a GenBank genome assembly